Striga asiatica is the source of this 792-nucleotide messenger RNA. The record is from the annotation of a GenBank genome assembly. Lineage: Eukaryota; Viridiplantae; Streptophyta; Magnoliopsida; Lamiales; Orobanchaceae.
AUGUGCAUAUCUGCUUCCCACAUGGCUGCUACUCCACCACCUCGCCACUGCACCAUAUCUACUUCGAUGCUUCUCGCAUACCGAAGCUCCGAACAUACCACCGCCCUCCUUCCUGAUUUUCGAACAACUGAAGCCAUGCUGUCCGCGCCGGAGGAAACGCAGGUUACAAUGAAGAAAACAAUUCCAAUUCCUCAGAUCGAAGAAAAAGUUCGGGGUUGGAUGGCGUUGGUCCAGGUUUUCGAGAGGAGCCACAUCUUAGUCAGUCAGAGAGAUCCAGCCAUCUCAUGUCGUCGUUUCGUAUUUUUCGAUUUGGAUGUAAGACGCAUUUUAAUUAAUGAGAAGUUUGUUGUUGCAGACCUCAUUGCAACUGAAGCUUACAAAAAUACUUUGGUUUUACUGCCGCCGCCACACCCUAAAGACAUCAAGACUAUGCAGACACUCAUCAGUCCUAACAAUACGAUAUUAAACAAUAUUCCAUACAUGUUGAACCUCAUACAUGUCUCACCACAUUAUUACAGGGCUAAGAUUCUAAUUACCAUUGAGGAUGGAACCAGUUCUAUUGACGCGGUGGCCUAUGGGCAAGAAGCGGAAAAACUCAUUCAAAAAACGGGUCUGCAGCUGCAACAUGCAAAUGAACAGCCGGAUGGGGAGAAUGAAAUACAAAAUGCAUGUGUUCUGGCGCUUGCUGCACAAAGUACGACCAAAAAUGGUACACUUGCAUCAAAGCCACAAACUAGGCGUUCACUGAACUUCAAGGCUAAUAAGAAUGCCAUCAACGAUGUGGAAAGUUGA